Molecule: messenger RNA, 1322 nt
Organism: Lingula anatina
Lineage: Eukaryota; Metazoa; Brachiopoda; Lingulata; Lingulida; Lingulidae
Molecular function (GO): carbohydrate binding
Source: RefSeq, a predicted model, not a curated record
AUGUUGCGGUUAUUGGUCCCUCUGUGUCUGGUGGUCAGUGUUGUCCGUGGCCACUCGUGGCUGGUUUGUACUGACUACCUGGAGGAGAACGGGCACUACUACAAGCCGGACAUAUGCAGAGCUUACCCAAGAGCGGCCAACAGAUAUGCUGCAAAAGAUCUGCAUAUUACGAAGAACCACGGCGCUGACUUGGAGUGCACCAACCCAUGGAUACCAGACAACGCCAACAAAAUCUUCUUCUCCAGCGGCAACACCGACCCGGCCCUCUCAGUUCUCAGGAAGAACCUGUUGGUAGAUCUGGGCGUGUCCCCCGUGGGUCAGGGGGCGGACACACAGACUUACCCCAAGCAGGGCUACCAGAACGCCCCCAAGUUCUGCGAGGGCACAGAUAAAGCGAUGGGGACAUUUGCAUUUGAUUUCCCUAAGAUGCCAGCAGGGCGUUACACCUUCGUGUGGGAGUGGGAGUUUAACAAGAAUUCCUUCUACACUAGUUGUUGGGAGGCAGAUGUGGUUGACACCAAGAGCGAAAGGGACGCCAUAUUGAGGCAAAGAGGACUUUCCACCAAUGACCCAAGCAACCUGGCUGGAGUGAAGGUCCCUGUGUCCGGGUAUGGGCAGUACAAACCCCCAACUGGAACACAGGCCCCUGUCACCCCAAGGCCAGUAGACCCCUCUAAACCAGCUGUCACUGUGGUUACUGGGAAACCCCUCCUCCCGGCAAUAGAUGGCGCUUGGGGGCCUUGGAAAGCCUGGGGCAAAUGCUCGGCCACCUGCGGAACUGGAACUGAACGCCGCGUUCGUUUCUGUGACAGCCCCGCCCCUCAGAACGGUGGCAGCAUGUGUGUCGGCAGUGACGAGGAGACGCGACCCUGUGACGCCGGCGUCUGUCCCCAAACUUCUCUUACAGAUUUGCAGGUAAAUAUUCCCUCUAGCUGGGACACUGGUACCAAUGGCCUCAUCAUGCUACCAAACCCCAAACCGACUGGAAACUGGAAAGUGAUCCUUAAACUGCCCUGUGAUGUCCAGAACCUUAACGUCUGGCAUGGAAAUGACGUCACCACGGCCGAGCACCGUGCUAGAGGAGUGUUUGCUAUUAACCAGAGCGGAUGGAUGCUGGACAAACCCGAUAUUGGCUUCACUGCCUUCUACAGCGGCACUUGUCAGAUGAAGGGCAUUAAGGCAUCAAUUGAGUCCUAGGAUGGAUAUUGUUAUUUCCCUUUUUGUUGAAAUUUACCUUCAAAAUUGGUAAAUUUUGUUUUUCACUACAUGUAUUCCUGAUUUUACGUCAUCAUACAAUGCAGAAUAAAUUUGAAUACAUCUUC